This is a messenger RNA of Fimicolochytrium jonesii, 1123 nucleotides long. RefSeq lists its product as uncharacterized. The record is from RefSeq and is a predicted model, not a curated record. The coding region runs from base 287 to 982 and encodes 231 amino acids. NCBI's taxonomy places the organism in Eukaryota, Fungi, Chytridiomycota, Chytridiomycetes, Spizellomycetales, Powellomycetaceae. The transcript has 4 exons.
CGACUUUCCCGCGUCGAAAGAACGCGUCCCUCCUGGCCCCGUCCUUGACUGACGUCUUUUGAGCAACAAUAACAUCGCACAUAUGGACGGGAACGGGGGAUGAAUCACGAAGGAUGGUUUGCUUGCGACAUGGAGGUGCUAGAUAUGCAGUAUGGAUCGUGUGACUUCCAUGAAGGUUGAGCCGCGUAACUCAAAACGCAUAUAAAAGCUGAGGUGCUCUGCCAAACUCCUCUCCGUUUUCCAAUCCAUCCCCACUCCCUCAAACCUCUCAGUAAGCACACCCAAAAUGCUCGUCAAAUCGCUCCCCCGUGCGUCGGCCCUCCACCGCCAACUGCCUCUGUUCGCUGUCGCCAGCACCAGGGUGCGCUUCAACACCACCUUCCCGCAACCCAAGCAAGCAGCCGAGAGCUUCAACGCUCGCCGUCCAAUCGAGGUGUUGAUCACCAACGAUCACCGCUCGUUUGACGAGCUGUUUGAGAGGUAUCACAAGACGAAGGGCGAUAAAGAGGCAAAGCAGGCCAUUGUCAAUGAGUUCAUCCGGGAAGUCGCCCAACACUCCAUCGCCGAGGAGACUGCGGUAUACCCACUGAUCGACGAAGUUGAAGGUGACAAGGAAGGCGACCACCUCCGCGCCGACCAUGCCGAGGUCAAGAACCAUCUGUUCCGCCUUGACAAGAUGUCGGUGGGGGAUGCGGGCUUUGACGAUUUGUUUGCACGAGUGGUUGCUGUGCUCAAAUCCCAUGCAAAGGAGGAAGAGACCAAACAUCUCCCGCUACUAGCCAAGAAAAUGUCCGAAAAGGAGCGUAUCGACCUUUCCUCAAAGUUCCUACGUCGCAAGGCCAUCUCCCCGACCAGGUCACACCCGAAUGCCCCGGACAAGCCUGCCUCUCUGGAGCUUCUGGCUGGCCUCCCCGUAGCUCCAAUCGACAAGCUCCGGGAUCAGACGCGCAAGUUCGCGGAACGUCGCAUCCCUCAACAGUGAGGAGUGCCGCCCUUGUAAACUCCUGAAUGUCUCUCUGCUGAAAGUGGGGUAGGAUAGGCUUCUUGGAGCUAUGCCUGAGUUUUGCUUCAUUUUGUAUUCAUAUUUUGAGAGGGGAAUCACAUUUUGGAUAGGGCGCAAGCU